CGCUCCUUCAUCGGCUCCUGUGAUUUAUUUUUUAUCCUAGUAGUUACAUACACUUCGACCUGCUAAGCUUCGAUGUAAGGAGCAUACAGCAUUGCAGCAGAUUUGGUUGAUCUUCUUUUUUUCUCUCCUUUUUCCCCCUAAUUCCGGUGCCCGUUCUUCGGGUGUAGGCGAAUAUUGACGCGACAGAUGUUCUCAGCGCUAGACCUCCAUCACGUCUUUUGUUAAUCUCCCGUUGGACCCGUCCCCGAUGAUAUUAGCAUGCACCCGCAGAAGGGUCGCGUCAUCGAUCUCGACAAGGUCAUGAGGCUGAUGUUAACAGAAAAGUAUGUUUGGACUACUAGGCGGAAUGUUGCUUACGCUCAUAUCGCAUGUAUAUCAACUGCUAUGUGCUCCCAUACAGGAUCUACGACUCACCGCUGCCAACGAACAGGCAAAGUCCACUCAUGGCUCGGCUACGCACUCAGUGCCCUGCCGUUACUACUUCCAUGACUGUCCAUCGUUGAGAGGUCGUUCUCGGACCCAUGACUCGCAGGAUGACGAGCGUACGCAUAUAGUUGCAUGCCUGUGAGGUCAUGUCAAGCUCAAGCUGUCAAUAAUUUAAAUGUUUUCGCCCACAUCUACGUCCCUCAUCCAGUGUGAAGCGAGUUUGUUACCGUUCUUCUCCUGGAUCAUGCAGUGCAGUGAAUCUUCUGAAUGUCGGAGCUAUGCUUCGAGGUGUUCACACCUGGCAUAGCCGCCACCGCCGACUCCGCCUUAUAAAUAUACGAACCUGCUUCAGCAGCCAUAUUGGCACCCCCUUUGAACGAUUUUCCAUGCUGGCCCUCGAUUUCUCCUCAUACACGCUCAAACAUUUGUAAAUUCCUGUAAUUGAUCUGAGAGGACUCGCCCUUGCCACGCCUGUGAUAUCUCCCCCCUCAGAAAGUACUUUAUGUCAUACCACAAUGUAGUUUUCGGAAUGUCC
Messenger RNA from Desarmillaria tabescens, 961 nucleotides. RefSeq lists its product as uncharacterized. Bases 326 to 568 code for a protein of 80 amino acids. The record is from RefSeq and is a predicted model, not a curated record. The transcript has a single exon. Lineage: Eukaryota; Fungi; Basidiomycota; Agaricomycetes; Agaricales; Physalacriaceae.